Messenger RNA from Rosa chinensis, 1485 nucleotides. Its product is annotated as pectinesterase. The transcript has 2 exons. Gene Ontology annotation, molecular function: pectinesterase activity; pectinesterase inhibitor activity. Gene Ontology annotation, biological process: cell wall modification. Lineage: Eukaryota; Viridiplantae; Streptophyta; Magnoliopsida; Rosales; Rosaceae. Bases 1 to 1485 code for a protein of 494 amino acids. The record is from RefSeq and is a predicted model, not a curated record.
AUGGAACUUCUACAAAAUGUGACCUCUACCAUGUCCCAAAUCCAUGAUGAUGAUGGUGAUGAUCCAUAUCUUAAUGUUACUAUUCAACAUUGUGCAAAUUUCCUUGGCGAAAUUGCUGGAGUCUUGAAUUGGACCCUUUCUUCGAUUAAUCAGGAAUACACUAAAGCUUCAUCUGGAGGUUAUAAUCAAUCUUAUACAACAGGUGAUGUUAUUUCCCAUGCGAGGACGUUGUUGAAUGCUAGUCAUGGCAGCCAAGAAACAUGUAUGGAAGUGCUCAAUGGUACCAAGCACUCCAUGGUUGCAGGGAACCUCAAACAAGUGACCGCAUCUAUCUAUGAAAUCUUUGAUAUGUUGCAGAUGCUACAAGGUAGUCCUGAUUUUUCCAAGGCUACUGGUGCUAUACCAAUUGGUUCGACUGGACUUGAUGACUUCAAGAUUACGCUAAAACCAAACGUCACUGUUUCACAAGAUGGGAAGGGAGAUUUCAAGCUAAUAAUGGAUGCCAUCGCGGCUGCACCAAGUCACCCGACUAAGUACUUUGUGAUACUUGUUAAGAAAGGGGUUUACAAAGAAUAUGUGAACAUCAACAACGCAAAAUCGAAUAUCAUCCUGAUUGGAGAGGGUAAGGAUGCUACUAUCAUUUCCGGGAGUAAAAGCGCAGGUGGCGGUUUGGCAACAUUUGAUACAGCCACAUUUGCUGUUAGAGCCCAAGGAUUCGUCGCAAUUGACAUAGGGUUCGAGAACACAGCAGGUCAACAUAAUGCGCAAGCGGUCGCACUUCUGUCCGGCGGCGACCACUCUGUCUUCUAUCGGUGCAAGAUUACAGGAAAUCAAGACACAUUGCUCGUGCAAGCCGGCCGCCAGUUCUUCCGAGACUGCCAAAUCACCGGCACUGUCGACUUCAUCUUUGGCUACGGCACUGUCGUCUUCCAAAAAUGCAACAUUUACAUCAAGAAAAACCAAAUCGGCGGCACUAGUGUCAUCGCUGCCCACGGCCGUAACUCCUCAACAGACUCAUCCGGCUUUUCAUUCCAAUUCUGCAAUAUCUAUGGAGACCCUAAGGUGUCCGCUGUGGAGCCAACUCAACAAGGCGCGUACCUCGGUCGGAGUUGGGGCAUUUAUGCACGAACAGUGUUCAUGCAGUCGUCUAUAAGUGAUGUUCUAAGGCCGGAGGGUUGGCUUCAAAGGCGAACAGAUCCUGUAGACAAACUAUAUUUCGGUGAGUACCAGAAUUCUGGGCCUGGUGCGGCGCUUGGAGGCCGAGUGAAGUGGCCUGGUUUUCAUAAGAUGAGCGCAUCUGAUGCUCAUAAAUUUACAGUGGCCAACUUUAUUGAUGGGAAUUCAUGGCUAGCUUCGUUAGGUAUCCCAUACACACAAGGAUUGAAUCCAUCGGCCGAUCCGCCGGCCAAUCCGCCAAUGGCAGCUUCAACAAGCAUAGUCACAACCUACAAAAAGUUCAUUUCGAGUUUUUACACCAGCGAUUGA